This is a messenger RNA of Pieris napi, 3460 nucleotides long. It is a transcript of the gene rb, whose product is annotated as AP-3 complex subunit beta-2. Gene Ontology annotation, biological process: vesicle-mediated transport; intracellular protein transport. Lineage: Eukaryota; Metazoa; Arthropoda; Insecta; Lepidoptera; Pieridae. The transcript is spliced from 22 exons. The coding region runs from base 158 to 3250 and encodes 1030 amino acids. The record is from RefSeq and is a predicted model, not a curated record. Gene Ontology annotation, cellular component: AP-3 adaptor complex; membrane coat.
AUGUUAAAUGUAGUCUGCCUGUGGUUCUGUCAUGUGUAUGGUUUUAGUAUGUUCAAAAUAUUAUAUCUUAUAUUUUGAUUAGGGUUUCUUCUAGUGUUUAGCUUUAGCCUUUCACAUAAAAGAGAAAAUAGCAAAAAAAUUUGAGAGUUUAUUCAUAAUGGCUACAACGCCAUCGUAUAACAACGACAAAGUGGUGACAGGGGAGGUUGAAUACCCUGCAGGUGACCCAGCAUCUGGAGCUUUCUUCCAACCAGAUUAUAAAAAAAAUGAAGAUCUAAAGCAAAUGUUAGAUGGUUCUAAAGAUUCAUUGAAACUUGAAGCUAUGAAAAGGAUUAUUGGGAUGAUUGCUAAAGGAAGAGAUGCAUCUGACAUGUUUCCAGCGGUAGUUAAAAAUGUUGUAUCAAAAAACAUUGAGGUGAAAAAACUUGUGUAUGUGUACUUAGUGCGGUAUGCAGAAGAGCAACAGGACUUGGCACUGUUGUCUAUUAGCACCUUCCAGAGAGCCCUUAAGGACCCAAACCAAUUGAUUCGUGCCAGUGCUUUGCGGGUGCUGUCAUCAAUCCGUGUUCCAAUGAUAGUUCCCAUAGUGAUGUUAGCUAUUCGAGACUCAGCCAGCGAUAUGAGUCCUUACGUGAGGAAGACGGCUGCUCAUGCCAUACCUAAAUUGUAUAGCUUAGACCCAGAGCAAAAAGAGGAGUUGGUGGGAAUAAUAGACAAGCUGUUGUCUGACAAAGCACCCCUUGUAGUUGGUUCUGCUGCUAUGGCCUUUUCUGAGGUGUGUGCUGAUCGAAUGAGCCUUAUACAUCGGAGUUACAGGAAGCUUUGUGCGCUAUUAGCUGAUGUUGAUGAGUGGGGUCAGCUGGCCUUACUAAACGUUCUCACUGUAUAUGCUAAGACGUGCUUCCCGGAUCCAAAUCUUGAAAAUUACUCAAGUGACGGUGAGGAAAAACCAUUCUACGACUCAGAUAGUGAGACCAGUGAUCACAAAAGGACUGUCUCACCAUCAGUGGACCCUGAUCUUCGACUGCUCCUACGGGCAGCAAAACCUCUUUUGCAAAGCAGAAACGCGGGUGUGGUUAUGGCGGUCGCACAAUUAUUUUAUCACUGUGGCCCGAUACAAGAACUCCCGCCCGUGGCUAAGGCGAUGGUUCGUUUGCUUCGUGCUCAUGUUGAAGUUCAGAGUGUGGUCCUCAACUCUAUUGCAGCGCUUACUGUCUCUAAGAGGUCACUCUUUGAGCCAUUCCUCAAAUCUUUCUUCGUGCGUAACUCGGACCCCACGCACAUAAAGUUGUUGAAACUGGAAAUACUAACGAACCUAGCGACUGAAGCUAGCGCUCCCGUGGUGUUACGUGAAUACCAGACAUAUGUCACUUCCAGUGAUAAGGCAUUCGUGGCCGCUACCAUUCAGGCUAUAGGAAGGCUAGCCGUGGCCAUACAAACUGAGACUGAGACCUGCUUGAAUGGUCUUCUUCAUUUGCUGUCGAGUAAGGAUGAAUGGGUGGUAUGUGAGGCGGUAGUGGUGGUGAAACGAGUGGUAGGCGGUGGCGCUAGUUCUGCGCGUGCGGCUGUUUCUCGAGCUGCGAAAUUACUGCGUUCGGAUAGACUAGCGGGUAAUGCACGCGCGGCAGCUGUGUGGCUGGUGGCGGAACACGGGGCGAAGCACCCUCGAGCCGCUGCCAUUUUAGCCCAUAUGGUAUCCAAUUUCGCCGACCAGGAAGAAUUAGUUAAACUACAACUCCUGUCGCUAGCGGUAAAACUAUCCAUAACCCAGCCAGACACAUUACCAAUGUGCAAAUAUGUCUUGCAUCUCGCUCGCUACGACGCAAGUUAUGAUGUGAGAGACAGAGCUAGAAUGCUUCGCAAGUUUAUUGAGCCCCAAAAUGAAUCGCUAUUAGCACAGUACGCGUCGCACAUAUUUUGUCCGGAUAAACCGAAGCCCACUAUACAGAGUAAUUUUAAGGAUCGCGAUCAAUAUACGUUAGGAUCUCUAUCCCAGUACAUUGGAAGUGCGGCGGGAGGGUAUACGCCAUUACCGAGUGCACCCGCGCAAGCGUUGGCGGCUGAAUUACGAGAACCGCCACCGCCGGAAGUACAGCCUACGCCUGUUCAGAAGAACAAAAAAACAUUCUACUCUGAACCGGAAGGUGAGUCUGCCUCAGGGUCUACAUCUUCUGCCUCCGAUUCCUCCUCGGGCUCCGAAGAAUCUUCUGACGAGGAUGAAGGAAACGAUAAUGAAGAAAAGCCCAAACAAACGAACAACUACAAGUCCAACUCUGACAGUUCGGAUAGUGAGUCUGACAGCGCAUCAUCGAGCUCUGAUAGUGGGAGUGAUAGCGAGGCCUCUAGCGAAGAGGAGGCACCGAAAAAUGACACUAAGCCGCCAGAACCGGUAAAAGAAGAGACGGUGAAGAAAAAUGAAAAGUCUAACCUGGAACUCUUGUUAGAAUUGGAUGAGGUGGCCAGCACCCUGCCAACCAUGACGCCAACGUGUGGAGGAUUCCUUUCACCCCCUACUAUGGCCCCUUCGGGGAUAGCUGAAGAAGACAUGAUAACUCCAGUCGGUCCAAGCAUAGUUCCGAACCGAAGCAUCGAACUGAUAUCCCGUGUGAUGUCUGGCGGUUUGUCCGUAAACGCUCGAUGGACACGCGCGCCUCACCUCUACUCGGCCAAAAUGUGCGCUAUACAGCUCACUAUAACAAAUCACACGUCUGAUGACGUCACAGAUAUACGGGUUAAUAAGAAGAUAGUAUCGGGAUCCCGCAGUAUACACGAGUUUCCUUCUAUACCAUCGUUAGGCCCCGGCGCUUCCACAAAUACAUUAUUAGGCGUUGACUUCGCUGACUCCAUACAACCCGUUGAAUUUACCAUCGCUAGUUCUUUAGGUGAGAUGAAUAUAGUAAUAACACCACAAGUCGGUGAACUAAUUCGGGCUGUUAAUAUGUCUGAAACCCGCUGGGGGCAAGAACAAAGAAAACUUAGAGGAAUGACAGAGUGCGACAAAAAGGCACCAAGGAUGGAGAAUGAUCUGAUAAUGUGUUCUAAAGUGUUUGAGACUGCAAAUCUCGGUGCUGUUGAGUCGCCAAUAAAUUUUCUCAAGUUCGCGGGCCGUUUGAUGUCAUCUCAAGAUUUGGUGUUGCUCUCAGUGCGAGUUGAGAGCGAUUAUUCCAAAGUGACCGUUAAUUGCCCCAAUAUGGUCAUUUCUUCUAUGUUAGCUAACGAAAUUGCUAGUUCAUUCAGUAAAUAUUAUUAGCCGUUUUUAAAAUAAUUUAAAAUUAUGAGAUUAAAGUUUAUUGUAUAUCGAAUUCUCUUCUUUGUUAAAAAACAUUCCAAUUUCGUUAAUGUAACGUCCUUUAUUAACUUUUGCUUAAUUUCAGGAAUUAAAACUAUUUUAAUUUUAAAACGAAAUGGGUUUAAAAAAACGAUCGUAAUUUUUUAUUUAUGCAUUUAUUCAUAGUACUUA